AAGAGAGACAGGUGUUAGGGCAAAGUUGAGAGUAGUGGUGGGUCUGUUUCUGACAUAAGUCCCCAUUUCCCGCCUUUGCUCUUGUUUGAAUAUCUCUCCUUCUCCUCCAUCUUCCUCCACUAAAGAUAUAGAGAGAGAAAGUUAAAAGACUGAGACUUUCAUCAGAGAUAAGAAAGAAAGAGAGUGACAGUGUGUGGAUGUGAAUUUUUUUUUGUUUUUGUGUUGGAAAAUGGAUACCCCUCAGAAGAGUGUUACUCAGAUCGGAACUCCAAUUUCCAAAUCCAGAUUUGAGGAUUCUCCAGUGUUCAAUUACAUAAACAGUUUGUCUCCAAUAAGACCAGUUAGAUCCAUACCAAAUCCUAACCAAUUUAGCUCUCUGAAUUUCACUUCUCCUCCCUCUGUUUUCACUUCACCACACCUAACUUCUUCUCACAAAGAAUCUCGAUUCUUCAAAACUCACAACUCUUCUUCUUCUUCUUCUUCAUCUUCUGAUCCUACCAAUCCCGUUGAAUCUCGAGAAGAUGAGUCUACUUCUUAUGAAGAUGUUGUAGCAGAAGGAGAAGAAGAUACAAAAGAUCUCAAUAUAGAUUCUUCCAUGCGAGAAGAAGAAACAAAUCGUGAUGAUUCUGUUUCUUCACCGUGUGGCAGAGAUACUACCGAUCUUUCGCUUGUUCCAUACGCUCCUCGAGGAGAGAAUGGUACUUCUGAGGAUGCAGGAAUGGAGCUGCAGAAGAUGUAUGAUAAUGUUCAAGGGAAAACCGAAACUCCGGAUUGGGAAAGUUUGAUUUCAGAUGCUUCUGAGCUGCUGAUCUUCGACUCACCUGAUGCUUCAGAGGCUUUUAGAUGUUUUAUGAUGCAGAGAGCAUCAAACUCUGAAGCACGUUUUAGCAAUGGUGUGGAGGUGCAAACAAUGCAGCCCGAUUCAAACAAGGAACCACAGUCCUCGGAUGCGAUUCCUUAUGAGGCUGUUUCACUCUUGCAUCGCGGUAUAAGAAGACGCUGCCUUGACUUUGAGAUGCCGGGAAAUAAGCAAACUAACAAUGCGGCUUGUGAAUCCUCGUCAAGAUGUGUUGUACCGAGUAUUGGUCUUCAUCUAAACGCCAUUUUAAUGUCCUCAAAGGACUGUAAAACCAAUGUCAGUCAUGAUUACUCAUGUUCUGGGAAGAUACAAGUGGGUUUACAAAGCUCCAUCUCUACAAUGCAAGAUACUUUGGACCAAACAGAAAAUGAAGCCCGGGAAGAUGCAGAUCAAGAUGUUCCCGUUGAACCAGCCUUGCAAGAGUUGAAUUUGAGCAGCCCUAAGAAGAAGAGAGUUAAGUUGGAUUCUGGAGAAGGCGAGUCGUGUAAGCGAUGCAACUGCAAAAAGUCCAAGUGUUUGAAACUUUACUGUGAAUGCUUUGCUGCUGGAGUCUAUUGCAUAGAGCCAUGUUCAUGUAUAGACUGCUUCAAUAAACCUAUCCAUGAAGACGUUGUCCUGGCGACUCGCAAACAGAUUGAAUCUCGGAAUCCACUUGCAUUUGCUCCUAAAGUCAUUAGGAACUCUGAGUCGGUUCUAGAAACCGGGGAUGAUGCAAGCAAAACUCCAGCUUCUGCACGCCACAAACGUGGCUGCAACUGCAAGAAAUCAAACUGUUUGAAAAAAUACUGUGAAUGCUAUCAGGGUGGGGUGGGCUGUUCCAUAAACUGUAGAUGUGAAGGAUGUAAGAACGCAUUUGGCCGCAAAGAUGGGUCUUCCAAUGACAUGGAAGCACAACAAGAGGAGGAAAAUGAAACAUCUGAGAAAAGCAGAACAGCCAAAGUCCAACAGAACACUGAGGUUUUAAUGAGAAAGGAGGCGAGGUCCGAUCUACCUACGACACCAACCCCAAUUUACAGACCAGAAUUGGUUCAAAUACCUUUCUCAUCAUCUAAGAAUAGAAUGCCUCCUCCACAGUCUCUUCUUGGAGGUCGAUCUUCCUCGGGGAUAUUCAACAGUCAAUAUUUAAGAAAACCAGACAUAAGUUUGACUCAAUCCCGGAUCAAGAAGUCAUUCGAGACAGUUGCAGAGGAUGGAGCUGAAGAAAUGCCUGAGAUUCUCAUCCACUCCCCUAUACCUAACAUCAAGAGUGUCUCUCCCAACGGCAAAAGGGUCUCCCCUCCUCAUAUGGAAUCAUCUAGCUCAGGGUCAAUCUUAGGGAGAAGAAGUGGCGGGCGGAAACUGAUAUUGCAGUCGAUUCCAUCGUUUCCUUCUCUCACUCCCCAACACUGAAAGCAUUUGGUGUUGUGUAGCUAUGGAAAUUCUUUGAAUCUUUUUCAAGGUGAAAGAUGAUAUAUGUCAACUUCUAGUUGGUAGUAAGUUAGCACUUAGCACACUUUAAGUCUGUAGUCUAGUGGUUGUGUAAUAAAGGUGUCAAUCCAUCAUGUUCUUCACAACAAAAACCAAACAUUUCUUGUAAUAUAUAAGUUUCUUCUCUUGAAGUUCUUGUCCGCUGUAUCGAAACAUACCGUGUCUGCUCUGAAAA
Molecule: messenger RNA, 2501 nt
Organism: Arabidopsis lyrata subsp. lyrata
Lineage: Eukaryota; Viridiplantae; Streptophyta; Magnoliopsida; Brassicales; Brassicaceae
Product: protein tesmin/TSO1-like CXC 2
Exons: 9
Coding region: 230-2248 (672 amino acids)
Molecular function (GO): DNA-binding transcription factor activity
Source: RefSeq, a predicted model, not a curated record